AUGAACACAAGAUUUAGCCGCCGUAGCUUCCCACCGUCAUUGGAACUACUACUACAUUGCAGUUGCAUGCCCAUCACCUUAACUUGCCUGCUGCCUGCGCCGCCAACACGCCCACUCUGCCUCUCCCUCCUGCAGUCAUGCACCUCCGUGCCCCAUUUCCUCCAAAUCCACGCCCAGAUUCUCCGCAACCGCCUCUUCGACGAUCCCUUCGCCGCCGCCGAGCUCCUUCGUGUCUCGCGUACCUUCCCGCUCGGCGGCACUCAUUACGCCCGCAAGCUGUUAUCUGAAAUCCCCCACCCGACCACCUUUGCCUGGAACUGCAUCCUUGGUGGCUUGGCCGACUCCCCUUCCCCCGCCUCGUCCCUCGCUCUCUUUCGCCGCAUGCUCUCCUCCGGCGCUAGGCCGAGCGCCCGCAACUUCCCUUCCCUCCUCAAGGCCUGCGCCCGCGUCGCCGCGCGCGAGGCCGGCGAGCUGCUGCAUGGCCUCAUGAUCAAGUGGGCGGUCGACCGUGACAGCUUCUCGACCAAUGGAUUGAUCUACAUGUACUGCGCGUGCCCAAGGGACGACCUGGGGCGCCGGGUGUUUGAUUUGAGCCAGGAGCGGGAUGUCGCCUCGUGGACUUGUAUGCUCUCGGGUUACGUGAGCUGCGGUCUUCCGGAUCGUGCAAGAUGCCUAUUUGAUGAAAUGCCCGUAAGGGGAAUAAUUACAUGGAAUGCGAUGAUUAAUGGGUACAUGAAGUCAGGUGAUACGGACGCUGCCAGGGAGCUCUUCGACAAGAUGCCCAACCAGAAUAUGGAGUGCUAGCGAUGAUAGGAGGGCUAGUGAUGAUAGGAGGGCUAGCGAUAAAUGGACAUGGAGCGGAGGCCUUGGAGCUAUUUGGCCAGAUGGAGAGGGACGCCGUGAAGCCUAAUGAGGUCACUUUCAUUGGUGUCCUGUGCGCUUGCAGCCAUGGUGGUCUGGUGGAGCAAGCAAGGCAGUGCUUUGAUUCAAUGAGGGCGGUUUAUGGGCUCAAGCCACAAAUCGAGCACUAUGGUUGUAUGGUUGAUGUUCUGGGGCGAGCUGGAUUCUUGGAGGAGGCUGUUUUUCUGGUGCAGUCCAUGGCGAAUGACAAUGCUGUGCUGUGGGGGAGUCUGCUCAGUGCAUGUUUGAUCCACGGGAAUGCCAAGCUAGGGGAAUACGUGGUUGAUCGCCUUGUUGAGCAUAGGCCCGAUGAUGGUGGUGUCUUUGUGCUGUUGUUGAACAUCUAUGCUGCUAGAGGGAGGUGGGAUGAUGCUAGAAAGACACGAAUGCUUAUGAAGUUAAGGGGUCUCAAGAAGAUUUUAGGUUGCAGCUCCACUGGGAUGUUCAUGGGAUUGUUCAUGAAUUCUACAUUGGAGAAUGCAACAGAAAUAUAUGACAUGUCGGUAGAGAUCAGCUCAGUUUGGCACCAAGGAAGAAGACGAGCAAAACCUGGGUCAUCACCUUGUCAGAAGAGACAACGCUGUGCUGUGGGGGAGUCUGCUCAGUGCAUGCUUGAUCCACGGGAAUGCCAAGCUAGGGGAAUACGCGUCGAUCGCCUUGUUGAGCUUAGGCCUGAUGAUGGUGGUGUUUAUGUGCUGUUGUCGAACAUCUAUGCUGCUAGAGGGAGACAGGAUGAUGCUAGAAAGACACGAAUGCUUAAGUUAAGGGGUCUCAAGAAGAUUUUAGGUUGCAGCUCCAUUGGGGUGUUCAUGGGAUUGUUCACAAAUUCUACGUUGGAGAAUGCAACAGAAAUAUAUGACAUGUCAGAAGAGAUCAGCUCAGUUUGGCACCAAGGAAGAAGACGAGCAAAACCUGGGUCAUCACAGUGAUAAGUUGUGGCAAUUAAUUGCUUUCAGGCUGAUUGCCACUUGGAAUUGUCAAGAACCUACAGGUACGCAUCAUUACCAUACUGCCUUUAAGCUCAUUUCUGGAUCUUAUGACAGAAAUCAUUGCGACAGACAAGUUUGUUUCCUGGACAGAUUAAGUCCACACACAUCCUACAGAUAUUAUUUCUUCGUUAUUAAUUAUAUAAAAUCCACAACAUUUUUUUAAUAGGAUCAUUGUUUCCUCGUUUAUUUUCAUCAAACGAGUAUAACAUGCAAGUGUGUUUCCUAGACUGUUUUGUCUACAACAUUUUGGUAAAUGAACAUGUCUUAUGUCUUGAGUAAGUGAAUAUUGGAAAAGAGUACAAAGGAAAAUGUUCAAUCAAAACAUAUAUUGUAAAAACCUUUUAAAUGACAGUAUUUUUUUUUUCAUUUCAUACACAU
Musa acuminata AAA Group (dessert banana) is the source of this 2267-nucleotide messenger RNA. Its product is annotated as pentatricopeptide repeat-containing protein At3g26630, chloroplastic-like. Lineage: Eukaryota; Viridiplantae; Streptophyta; Magnoliopsida; Zingiberales; Musaceae. Gene Ontology annotation, molecular function: protein binding. The transcript has a single exon. The record is from RefSeq and is a predicted model, not a curated record. The coding region runs from base 1 to 804 and encodes 267 amino acids.